GCUCUGUUUAGUCUCUCCUUCGAUCCCCCCGCCGUGUGGCAGAGGAGCUGGAAGUACGUACAUGGCAGCAUGAGGAGACACGAAGCAUUUUCUGCUUCUAAAGCAUUCCGAAGUUAUUCCCCGUUGUGAUUCUAGAGGACGGGCGUUUUCUGCGGGACUGAACCAUCGUUGAGUUUUUUUUUAAUAUCAGCCUGAGGUCUUUCAAAAAGCGAGGAGGAUUGCCUAGAAGUUUACCAGCUUCCUCACCGUCAAGGAAAUGUAGAAUUAUCCUAAAGCAGGAUGAUUUGGAGGUAGCAGGCUGAUGUGGAGCCUCAGUAAGAACUUGGACCAGUAUUCAAAGGGAUUACAGUGGGAGACGUAGUUGAGAAACUUUCCCUUGUUCCUCGUGGAAGAAGAAGAAGGCGGUGACUGGGCUGUGUGGUUGUAGUCUUUACGCACAGUCUGCGCCGACAGAUUUGGAAAAAUCCAAGAUGCGCCUGUUGAGCACGCCGGGUGGAGAAAUCAGAGGUAGAAAACUGAAACCUGCUAUGAUGCAUUUGCUGUUCCUUCUCUGUUUUGUAAUGUUCUGCCAGAGCUGUCCGGACAAGUGUUUGUGCGUCUCACAAACUGUAAAAUGUCAAAACCAGGACUUAUACGCCAUUCCGGAUUCUUUACCAAACAGCACCAAAGUACUGUUCGUUACAGGAAACUAUAUUUCCGGUAUUAGUAUAGACUCUUUCCCCACCCGCUUGGAACUGUUAACAGAUCUCUAUCUCAGUGGGAACGAGAUAGAGACUGUGGAUGAAAAGGCGUUUGAGAACCUUCCAAAUCUUGUGCGGCUGGAUCUGAGCAACAACAACAUCCUGAAUUUCAGUGAAAGAGCUUUCCCUGAUGAAAAUACUCUGCAGGUUUUGAACCUCAGUAGUUGUUUUCACAAUCAUACCAUCCUGGAAUUGGGCUUCCUCGAGAGUGGAAACCUUCAACAGCUGACAGUCCUUGACCUGUCCAACAAUGACCUAUUGAUCCUUCAGGAUGACAUUUUCUCCAGCUUCUCCCAGCUGGUCAACCUCAGCCUGCAGAACAGCUCCAUCAUCUCCAUUCCGAAUGGGACCUUUAAGGUGCCACUGCUGCAUGACCUUGACCUGCGAGACAACAGCUUGAGGAACCUGCCCACCUCCACCCUGGCGCAGAUCAACCUCACGCCUGGCCUCCUCAUCCAGCUGGCAGGGAACCCCUGGCGGUGUGACUGCUUCAUAGAGGACAUGCUGUUCUGGCUGAGAAACGCCACUCAGAUCAUCGACAGGCAGGACCUUACCUGUGCGGUCCCAGACGCCCUAAGACACCGGUCUCUCCUGCAUCUGGAGCCAUCACAGCUGAAGUGUCCGGGCGACAUGGAGGGCGUGCUGGAGACUUCUUAUGUUUUUCUGGGGCUGGUUCUGGCCCUGAUCGGUGUCAUAUUCCUGUUGGUGCUCUACCUGAACAGAAAAGGCAUCAAGCGGUGGAUUUACAACAUCAGGGACGCUUGUAGGGACCACAUGGAGGGGUACCAUUACAGGUACGAGAUAAACUCUGACCCUCGUUUGGCCAACCUGAGCAUCAACUCAGAUGUUUGAGCGCGGACAGUGUGUGGGACCUCACAGCGAGAUAUGAAAUGACUUGUACUGUUAUGAUUUGCAUGAAAGUCUUCCUCCCCUUCUUCUCCUUGAUGCUAUACAGAUUUGACAUCUGUCGUGGCUCCUUACUAUCCCCUCUCACAACCUCCAUUCAACCACUGCCGCAUGUCUUAUGAAAGUACCUGGCAGCUGCUUGUCAACUGCGUGUCUUCCGUGUUGCAUUGCAUGGACAAUGAAUACUGGUAAACGGUUAUAGGGUAAAGGGUAAUCUGUUCUAUAUUCACUUUUCCUAAAGGAGAAACUCGGAGUACAAUGACUUUGUAAAGAAUACUCGUCAAAACCACACACAGCUGGUCAUUGCAUCCUUGUCAUUAUGCCUCUACUGCAGAGAAAUGCUAUUCUGCUUGAUUAUCAGUUUGUUCUUUUUAAUAUGUGAAUUUGUGAUAUAAGGUAUGCUCCUUUUUGAAUGAUUAAAGUGCACAUUGCAUAGUUUUUGGAUUUACUAGAUGGAUGUAAUUACUCUUUUCUGUGAAGAUAUUCAGCUAAAUAAAAGCCUCUGGAUUGCCGGUA
Messenger RNA from Notolabrus celidotus (New Zealand spotty), 2162 nucleotides. It is a transcript of the gene tpbg, whose product is annotated as trophoblast glycoprotein b. Gene Ontology annotation, molecular function: protein binding. Gene Ontology annotation, biological process: negative regulation of canonical Wnt signaling pathway. Gene Ontology annotation, cellular component: plasma membrane. NCBI's taxonomy places the organism in Eukaryota, Metazoa, Chordata, Actinopteri, Labriformes, Labridae. Bases 471 to 1592 code for a protein of 373 amino acids. The transcript has a single exon. The record is from RefSeq and is a predicted model, not a curated record.